Molecule: messenger RNA, 1542 nt
Organism: Stylonychia lemnae
Lineage: Eukaryota; Ciliophora; Spirotrichea; Sporadotrichida; Oxytrichidae
Source: the annotation of a GenBank genome assembly
AUGUCGAUUGAUGUCUACCCCAAUUCAAACUAUUUCAUCACCACCUCAGUAGUAUCCGAUGAGGACACUGGCAUCAGAUUUUGGGAGAUCAUACCAGAAAGCCACUACUAAGAUCAUGCUAAAUUUUCACCCGGUGGAAUAUCCACUACUACGACAGGAAGCAAGUAUAGAAUCGAAUAUAGAUAUGACCUUCAAGGCGGGCACACUUCAACUAUAAAUGUAGUCAGAUUUAGUCCAAAUGGGUAAUACCUUGCUUCCGGCUCUGAUGACUAAAUGGUCAUUAUAUGGAGCCUCAAAAGUGUUCCAGUAUAGUUUGGAAGCAAAGAGGAAGUGAUUUAAUGGGGCCAUCCUAGACAACUUAGAGGGCACGUAGGCGAUGUCAUGGAUUUAUGCUGGUCAAGAUAGAAUGGACCGAAUGAUUAGAGCUGCUAUUUGGUGUCCUGCUCAGUUGAUGGCACUGCAAUUCUAUGGAAUAUCGGAGGAAAUAAAUUCAGCAAAAUUUAGACAUUUGAUGGACAUAAGAAAUUGGUCUAAGGAGUUUCAUUGGACCCAAUGAUGAAGUAUAUUAUUACAAUGAGUAGCGAUAGCACAAUAAGAGGCUAUAAAAAUAGGAAACUAAAGACUCAGCUUCAGUUUUUCCAUAAAUUUACUCUUAAGAACAGAGAAGAAGAGACAGAGGGAACAGAUGAGAAUGUGCCAAUGAACAUUGACUCAGGUAAUAACUAAAACGAAUCAGAAAAUAAUGUAAAUGCACCUGCAGUUAGCGGAAAUUAAGAAGCGAAGAAUAAAAAGUGCUCACACAGAAUGUUCCUGGAUGAUGUCGAAUACCUGAGCUUUGUAAGAAGACUCACUUGGAGUCCAGACGGCACUUUCUUCCUUACACCAGCCUCAGUUUUCUAAGAUUUACAAUCUGAAAGUAAAAAUUUGUACACGGUUUAUGGAUUUCUUAAAUCUGACAUUACUCAGCCAGCUUUCAUGCUUCCAGGAAUCAAGUCAUAUGCUACUUGCAUUAAAUUCAAUCCAUAUCUCUAUAAGAAGUCAACUGAGCCUAUGAACCCAGAGAGACCAGCCCUUUUAGAUCUGCCUUAUAAAGUGAUCUUUGCAGUAGGUUCUGGAGAACAAGUCAUUGUGUAUUCAAGUGAAAGUGUCUAUCCAAUGGCAGUGCUUGGAAACUUGCAUUAUGCAUCUAUUAAUGAUCUAAGUUGGAUCGUCACUAGCGAUACUAAUGUUAAGCUCUUAGUAGCCUCUAGUGAUGGUUUCUGCUCCUUUAUCUCCUUUGAAAUCCAAGAUAAUGGUUUAACUCUACUAGGACAAAGAUUAAUUUCUAGUGAAGUACCUGAGAAGCUAAAAGGUAUUUAUGAGGCAUAGGAGAGAGUAGACUUUAAGAGAUUGGAGCUAGAAGCAAUUGAAAACAAUAGUAAAAAGAAUCAAUUUAAGAAUGUCACCUUCAAAUCUAAAAUUAAUCCUACAAGUGCAGGCACAACAAAUAACAAUAAUAGCACUUUUAAAGGACCUGGAGAUGUCGAAAUGAUAAGAACUUGA